Messenger RNA from Juglans microcarpa x Juglans regia, 919 nucleotides. RefSeq lists its product as uncharacterized. Bases 1 to 600 code for a protein of 199 amino acids. NCBI's taxonomy places the organism in Eukaryota, Viridiplantae, Streptophyta, Magnoliopsida, Fagales, Juglandaceae. The transcript has 5 exons. The record is from RefSeq and is a predicted model, not a curated record. Gene Ontology annotation, molecular function: protein binding.
AUGGAGUGCAGAAAACGAAGCGUCGCUGUAUCAGUACCACCUCACAAGGACGUUGUUUAUGAAGGCUAUGCGACAGCGCCGGCGAGUAGUGGUAUAUAUAAUUCCGAUUACAAGGAAGAUGGGAAAGCAAACCUUUCUGAUCUGCCUGCUGACAUUGAUGCGACGAAUGGAGUUGUAAGAUCAAAUAGAGAUCUUUCGCCAGCUCAUUACAUAUUUCAAAUCAAGAACUUCUCGUUGCUGUUUAAGAACGAGGUUAAAAAAUGUGAAUCAGGCCAGAGAUUAGUAGUACAACUCCACGCAGAUGGGAAGAAGAAUAUAUAUUUCAAUCAUUGGAACGAUCACAUCUCUUUGUAUUUGGCAAUAGCAAAUCAAAAUAAUCUUUUGCCUGGUUGGGAGGUUAACGUAAACUUCAAGCUCUUUGUGUUUGAUCAAAUAUGCAACAACUACCUGUGUGUUCAAGAUGGGAUUGUAAGACGCUUCCAUAACUUAAAAACUGAAUGGGGAUUCAACCAAUUACUUCCACUUGAUUUUCUCGGCGAUCCUUCGAAUGGUUAUAUUGUUGACGACACGUGUCUUUGGGGUCGAAGUUUUUGCUAUUAAAGUGACUGGCAUGGGGGAGUGUUUAUCAAUGGUUAAGGAAUGUCCUACUUCCCUUAUUUCAAUUGGAAAAUUGACAAAUUUGACUCACUGAAAGACUAUUCUUAUCUCUCUCAUGUCUUCCUUGUUGAAGGGCGUAAAUGGUUUAUCAGUCAGUAAACCUUGUCAUAAUUAGGUUUAUAUAUAUAUAUAUAAGAGGUUGAAGCUCAAUCUAAGGGGAAUCAAAUGCGUAGUAGACGGAUUCUUGUCUCUCUAUCUCCAGUUUGAUUCUUUAGAAACUCUUACUCUUGGCCGAUCAAGAUUGUACGCAAACUACAGGCUG